This is a messenger RNA of Bemisia tabaci, 1444 nucleotides long. The record is from RefSeq and is a predicted model, not a curated record. Lineage: Eukaryota; Metazoa; Arthropoda; Insecta; Hemiptera; Aleyrodidae.
ACAAUAUCUACGGUGGAGGUUUGCGCGAGGGUUUAUAUAAGUUGCGCAGAGUUUCUCUUUAACUGAGAUUCUAGCAGUUGUGAACAUGACAUCAGUAAAACUUUUUUGGGGGGCGCUUUUGGCUCUUAGUGUUGGGAUCGACACUACCUUUUCCCAUGAUGGUUUGGAAUUCCUGCACCCUUCGGCGCCCGAGAGGGUGCAUUAUGGCUCACUUGACGCGAAGGCGGUAAAGUCAUUGUUCAAGCAAUUCACCAUCGACUAUGGCAAACGAUACGAAAAUCCGAAAGAAGAAGAGGAAAGACUGAAGAUAUUCUCAGAGAAUUUAAAAGUAUAUGACCAGAUGAACGAGGAGGAAAGAGGAACUGCCGUUUACGGGAUCAGCGAGUUCUCCGACAUGACAGAGGAGGAAUUCAGAAAUAAGAUGCUGACACUAGAUAUAAAUGCCAUGAAACAUCAGCUGGGUGAUCACCAUUAUGAUGAUUCAGAACUGAAAAACGUGAAAGCUCCAAAAAAUUUUGACUGGAGACAGAAAGGAGCAGUUACUCCAGUUAAAAAUCAGGGAUUCUGCGGUUCUUGCUGGGCUUUCUCGGCUGUCUGUAAUCUAGAAGGACUUUACUUCAAUAAAUACAAGAAGCUGGUGAAUUUAUCCGAGCAGCAGAUCGUCGACUGCGACACAACAUCGUACGGAUGUGGUGGUGGAUGGAUGGAGAAUGCCAUAAAUUACUGUAAGGAAUGCGGUGGAAUUCAAGACGCAGACUCAUACCCGUACAAGGGUUGGGAUCAAGAGUGCAGUUUUGACAAGUCAAAAGUUGUAGCUAAGAUCGAGAAAAAUGUCAACCUUCCAACCAAUGAAAAGAAGAUGAUGCAAUACACCUUUAAAAACGGACCUAUCUCUAUUGCUCUUGACGCCAUGGCUAUGGGUGCUUACAAAGGAGGUAUUGCCCAUCCAAAUGAAAGAUGGUGCUCAAAGAAUGAAACAAGAGCAAACCAUGGAAUCGCAUUCGUAGGCUACGGUGUGGCAGUCGUUAAACUAGAUGGAAAAAAGAAACGGCUACCUUACUGGAUCGCUAAAAAUAGCUGGGGCACAUACGCUUGUGAUAAGGGUUACUGGUACGUGUACAGAGGUGAUAAUACAUGUGGAGUUGCGAAUUACCCGAGUAGCGGUGUUUUGAAAUGAGGCGAAGCUAAAUGAUACUUCUGUUCAUGAUAAAUCCUCCUCUUUUUGCCUGCUUGUUAACUCCGACCGGAAGACCAACAAGUUUUAUAGACUCGCAUCCUGAAAAGCAUUGUCAGCGCACACUAUUUGUAUGCAAAAUUGCACAGCAGUCGAAAAUUGAUAUUUUUAAUUAUCCUUUAAUUCAUGCGGCUUACACCAUUUAGUAUGCAUCUGUACUUCUAAACCCAAUGAAGAUAUUAAAAUACAAAUAUAAAGCUGUCAGUUUUA